AUGGAGUCAAAAACUGAUGGUGGGUCCACAUCAUUGACCAGUGAAGAACUUGCAGCUAUUGAUGACGAAGAGGUUCUCAACAAAAUGGUAAACCAGUAUUAUAUUUAUUUAUAUUUUGUUAUGUUUUCUGACCUCUCACUUUUUUUUUAAAUUUUGAAACUUAUCAUUCUUUAUAAAACAGCUAUUAUUUUACUUUUUAGCUGGACAGUGCAGCAGAUUUUGAGGAGAGGAGGAUGAUUCGUGCUGUAUUGAGGGAUCUGCUUAAGAAAAAGAGAGGUAAAAUCUGAUAGUCCCUACCCCCCCUCUCUUGAGUUUACCAUGACAUGUCAUGAUCUUCUUUGGGGUCUUGUCUUGUUUUGAGGAAAUUUUACCACCUCUCUUCAGAAAAACGGGAGCAGGAGCGAGGGUCGAGGAAGGAGGACUUGAGGCAGCAGGGUCUGAGCAAAGGAACAACAUCAAGAGGAGCUGUUAGCGUCGGCAGAGCGUCCAUGAACCAGCAGCAGACAACAGCUAGUAGGUUAAGAUAGAAAAAUAGGGAAAAACAUUGUUGUUUUUAUUAAUUCCUUUCAUUUUUACACCAUUUCAUUUCAUUUCUCUGCAUUUUUCAGAGGUGUCAAGUCAGACCUCUCCUUCAACCUUCACUCCUACAACCAGGACAGCAGGCGGGUGAGUCAACCCUUUGGUGAUUUUGCAUUUGCUUGUUCAACACUGAUACAAAGCAGUAUGAGCAGGUUGAGCUUUAUUCAGUCCAAAAAAAACAACAUGCAUAAUUCUCUUCUCCCUGCAAUAGUCACAACAUUUACAAAAUAUCAAUCAAACACAACAGGACAUGUCCCAUUUGUACGCACUUCCCUGUUUGUGGGUUUGUUGUCCACUCCGGGGAGAAGUUAAACAUUUUAGGCCAUAGACUGUAUAAAGAAUGGAUGCCAUAUGCCUCCUAGCUUGGUUAAUGCUGGAACUUGAAAGUCGGGAUUUCUGAGCUCCGAGUCAAAAAUUCAUCUGGAACGCCUCCCUGAAGUCGGCUCGGAAAGUCAGGCUAUUCUUACCAACCCUGACUCGACGACAACGUCAUAAUCCAAGAUGGCAGCGCAGUGCAUCAACAGUGAAGAGUAACAGUGAAAUCUCUCGUAAUGUAUUAUUUAUUAGCACUUCUGUUUUGUUUUUGUAAAAUUAAAUAAGUGGUAUCUGUUGUACUGCCCAACAUCUAACUGUGAAUAUGAAACUAUGAUGUUUUGUAAGAGUAAAAUACUGUGUUAUGCGUUUUUUACAAUUGUUAUAGCUAACAACAACUAACAACAGCUAUGUGAACAACUGUAAACAACAGCUAACAACUUGUUUACUGGAACGCCGUGAACUCAGGUGUAGCGCAAUUCCCAGCUCCGACAUCCGACUUUCAAGGUAACUGGAACGCAGCAGAAGCCCUGAGAACAUCACCCUCUGGCGACGGCUUGCAGUAUAGGUCAUAAACCCCUCCGAAUAAAAUUACACCGAAUAAUUUUUUUUUCUUCCCCCGCUUUCAUUGUCGGCAUGUAGUUAUCGCAAGACUGGUUUGUGCUUAAGUCCUCUUUUUUCUGUACAGCACCAUUUUUUCUCCCGCCAAAUGUGUACAACGCUACUGCACAAGUGAUGAAAUGCGUACAACGCUACUGCGCCGGUGGUGGUUCCAGGAAGUGGGGAAAAUCCCAGAAGUUCUGAGAGCAAUUCUGCUUCAAAUUCUUCAGCAGCGGAAGGCUGAUCCAAGUUGUCCAUAGUAUAUACAGUCUAUGGUUUAGGCCCUUAAGUAGGGUUUAAAGUCAGGAGAGUAAUUACAUAAGACUAUUUUUUUUAAUAUAAGCUUGAUGAAGUCAGACCUUUUUGUCAGAUAUUUAAAUACUUGAUGCUGACCUUUCUAAUUGAGGACACCGCGCGAGCCUGUCUGCAUUAGUAACUUCAUAUCUAAUGGGAGCUUGACUGCUGUGAAGAAAAAUUAUCUCUAUGCUCGAGAAGGACGUGAAUUCUUGUGCGGACAGUAAUCAUAUGCUUUGUCAAAAGAUGACGCAAACUCAGCUGUUAUCUUUUUACUUCUUUAAGUUUUCCCCCUUUUUUUUGUGUCUGUGCCCCUUUUUUUUUGUCAAUAGUUCGACCAGUCCUUCUGCAGCCUCAGCCCAGCAAUGUCCUUCUACUGCAGCACCCAACGCGAAGAAUGUCAAACAGAUGCUUCUUGACUGGUGCAGGGCCAAAACAGAGCCUUAUGAGGUAAAUAUGCCCUGACUCUGUUUGCCUGUGAAUUAUUACCCUGUGGUGCUAUACAUAGCUCUGCCUCUUAUGUCUCAUUAUCAGCAGCCAUUUCUCUUAAACUCAUUCCCCUGUGCUGUGGAACAGGGGGUGGACAUCCAAAACUUUUCUUCAAGUUGGAAAGAUGGAAUAGCCUUCUGCGCCCUGGUGCAUCGUUUCUUCCCCGAUGCGUUUGAGUACUCCAUCCUCAACCCCAACAAGCCUAGGGAAAACUUUGUACUGGCUUUCAGCACUGCAGAGUGAGCUCCUAUUCAUUAUAAAGAGAAGUAGAUACGUCUUCUUGAAGCAAGCUUUCGGGAGUGCAUUGCAGAUAAGGACAAAGUGACUCUACAAUUCUGUGUCAUUGUUUAUCUCAAGUCAUUUGUCAGUGACGCUUGCUUUCCGUCUGCAGGAGGCUGGCCGGCUGCCCCCCUCUGCUGGACGCUGAUGACUUAGUUCGGAUGAAGGAGCCGGAUUGGAAGUGUGUGUACACGUACAUCCAGGAGUUUUACCGCUCCCUGGUGGAGAAAGGCCUGGUCAAAACUAAAAAGAGACCAUAG
Messenger RNA from Xyrichtys novacula (pearly razorfish), 2813 nucleotides. Lineage: Eukaryota; Metazoa; Chordata; Actinopteri; Labriformes; Labridae. The record is from the annotation of a GenBank genome assembly.